AUGGUACCUUCAGUGACUGUCACUGAAAGCGUUUGUGUAAAAAAACCUCUGAAGCGUAAAUCUACAUUAUCUAAACAUUCGUCACGGGUCCGUGAAGCAAAAAAAGAAGUGGUUAAUAAGAUUAACACCGACAUUUUAAAAGAUGUGCAAGGAGAAAUGAAGGAAUAUUCGUCGAUGGAUACAAUUAUGGAUAUGGAACUAAGUAUUUCAUAUCCUGUCGAGUUUUCAAAUUCCCUUGAACUGUCAGAUGUACCGCCACAUAAACUUCAAUUCAGCAUAAAUGUACCAGUAAUACUGAUGCGCAAUCUAGAUGCUCCUCGGCUAUGUAAUGGAACAAGGCUUCGUAUAACAAAUUUGGAGCAGAAUAUACUUGGUGCUACUAUUUUAACAGGUGUCGGCAAGGGAGAAAGUGUUAUCAUACCUCGAAUUCCAAUUAUUCCUACUGACCUUCCUUCAAUUUAA
Diorhabda sublineata is the source of this 462-nucleotide messenger RNA. RefSeq lists its product as uncharacterized. Lineage: Eukaryota; Metazoa; Arthropoda; Insecta; Coleoptera; Chrysomelidae. The record is from RefSeq and is a predicted model, not a curated record. The coding region runs from base 1 to 462 and encodes 153 amino acids. The transcript has a single exon.